Molecule: messenger RNA, 367 nt
Organism: Linum tenue
Lineage: Eukaryota; Viridiplantae; Streptophyta; Magnoliopsida; Malpighiales; Linaceae
Source: the annotation of a GenBank genome assembly
AAAGACUUCAGCGGACCGAAGAGAUGCAAUCUACAAAUUAGCUUCGGUUCAAAGCUCUUGCGCCUCUAUCAAUCGGAAGCAAGCGAAGGCCCAAACAAAUCUUUGGAUGUACCAAACCCAGUAGCCAAGAUUGAACUUUGGCAUCAUUUUGAUUCUAGCGAUUAAUCUGUUCUUCUACAGCUGGAGCCACCGGUCGCGGUCUAGAACCAUCAAGGAUGCAUAGAAGCCCUCUCCCUUCAACAAAGACACAAAACUAGAACUCCCAUAGUCCGAAGUUCUUCGAAUUCAGCCGAAUCGAAAUCCUGUCAGACACUGUGGAUGAAAACUCUAAUACUAUGUUUGCUGACAUGAACGAAUUUAAUGUGGU